This is a messenger RNA of Hibiscus syriacus, 973 nucleotides long. RefSeq names its product axial regulator YABBY 5-like. The record is from RefSeq and is a predicted model, not a curated record. Gene Ontology annotation, cellular component: nucleus. Bases 289 to 840 code for a protein of 183 amino acids. Gene Ontology annotation, biological process: multicellular organism development; cell fate commitment; abaxial cell fate specification. Lineage: Eukaryota; Viridiplantae; Streptophyta; Magnoliopsida; Malvales; Malvaceae. The transcript has 7 exons.
UUUUUCUCAGCCUGCUGCCUUUACCUUCUUUGUUCAUAGUUUCUUCGAUUUCAGCUUUUUUCCCCUUUUCUUCUUUCUCGUUGAUAUUAUUUUUGCGUUUGUUUGAUGUAUUGAUCAUAAUUAAAUAUGUACGUUGCGUUUCUUAAAUAAGUUAUUGUCUGUGUUUGGUUUGUUGUUCUCCUCAUCAAGUUUCUCUCUCUGUUCUUUGCCUUAACUUUGAUUCAAAGCAAAAAAAAAAAAAAUUCCUUUAAAAUACUGUUAAGUAUCAGAGAAAAUAAAAUAAAAAACAUGUCAAGCUCCACCAAUUCUGUACCAGAACAACUCUGCUACAUCCCUUGCAACCUUUGCAACAUCAUUCUUGCGGUGAAUGUUCCAUGCAGCAGCUUAUUUGAAACGGUAACAGUCCGAUGUGGGCAGUGCUCCAAUCUGUGUUCAGUAAACAUGGCAGCUUCGUUUCAAUCGAGGGCCGGAAAAGAUAUCCAGGUGUCUAGCUACACCUCAUCGGACUACAGAAUUGAGUCAGGGUCCUCCUCCAGAUGCAAGAACAAACAACUACCAAAUCGACCACUAAAUUUAAAUACCACCAUUCCAGAACGGGUUGUCAAUCGACCUCCUGACAAGAGACACAGGGCUCCUUCAUUGUACAACCAGUUCAUCAAAGAGGAGAUUCAAAGGAUCAAGCUGAACAAUCCUGAUAUCACUCACAGGGAGGCUUUCAGCACUGCUGCUAAGAAUUGGGCUCGAUUCCCUCACAUUCAUUUUGGACUGAUGUUGGAGACCGAUAAUCAACCUAAGAUCGGUGAUGACUCAACUGAGCCAUUCCAUCAGCUGCUUAAGUGAAUAAAUGGCUACGGAUUUUAUAAGAUCAUUUUACUUUUAUAUUAAAUCAUAUACAUCAUAUCCAUAAAUAUGCAUGUGGUUGAAUUAAAAAGGCUUUCAUUAUAAGAUCUGCCUGAACUUAAAUUUGUUUGUU